Molecule: messenger RNA, 877 nt
Organism: Meloidogyne enterolobii
Lineage: Eukaryota; Metazoa; Nematoda; Chromadorea; Rhabditida; Meloidogynidae
Source: the annotation of a GenBank genome assembly
UCCCUCAAUAUUCUUUUUCAAGGGUGUAUGUCCUCGGUGUUGAACCCAUUAAAAUGUUUUUCAAGCUUAUGGUACCUAAAAAUAAAUACAAAGCAACUUUAAGCUACAACCAACUAUCGCUACAAUAACUUACUCUACCACCUCUAUUUUUAAUUAAGACUUCAAAUAAAUCCCAUUAAAAUUCUCUCUCGUGUUUACCGCCCUUAAAUUACAAUUACAUAUAUAAUAUUUACAUUAUUAAGGGGAGGUAGAUUGUUGAGAGAGGAAAUAUAUUGGCAGUCAUAUCAACUUACCUAUUUAUAUAUUUACUAAAAACCUGGCCCAGCUUUGUCCAGUCAAUCUCCCGCACACAGAACAAAAAAUCUUUCCCCUUUUCCAUUCUCCGCCCAAUUUUUAUAAUUUUGAAAAUUCUCACUAAUUGGCCAAUCAUUCCCAAAAACUCCUUAAAUCCGCUAAAGAAAUCCCUUAAAACACACUCAUGUCACUACCAUCCUUAGGCUUUAGUGUUGAUAGUAUACUUGCAUUCAACAACAACAUCAAAAGAGAAAAAGCACUAAAGAAACAAUUUAAACGGAAAAGUUGUUCAAAACGUUCAACUACAAAUUUUGAUAACCCUCAAAAUAUCUUCAACAAGGAAGAUGAGAAACAACAAGAACAGAACCUACAAGAACCACCAAUUUCUCCUUCAAUAUCGGCAGCACAAUUAUGCUUUUCACAUUGGGCUACAACAUAUUUAGAACAGAAUAACGGUAGUCCCUCAACAACAAAAAAUGACAGCAAUUUGCAACAAUCAACACAAACAACAAAUGCUUUUGACCCUCUAAUUUUACAGACACGUAAGAUUGGAAUAUUAAAAAAACUCGAAAUGCAAGUUUAA